Molecule: messenger RNA, 4041 nt
Organism: Neoarthrinium moseri
Lineage: Eukaryota; Fungi; Ascomycota; Sordariomycetes; Amphisphaeriales; Apiosporaceae
Exons: 1
Coding region: 1-4041 (1346 amino acids)
Biological process (GO): intracellular calcium ion homeostasis
Cellular component (GO): membrane
Molecular function (GO): ATP binding; ATP hydrolysis activity; P-type ion transporter activity
Source: RefSeq, a predicted model, not a curated record
AUGGACGGCCCUGAGGACGGUCGUCCCAACGGCCGCCGGCUCAAUGGGCAUGGGCACGGGAACGGGCACGCGCCCUUGUACCGGAUGAGCUCCAACCACAGCAGCACAAGCGUCUUCGAGGAUGUCGAGAUGGCCCACGAUGAGCUCUUCUCCGGCCCCGUCGCCGAGAGCUUGCCCACCAGCGUGUCGGCCUUCUCACAUCGCCGCGGUCGCGCCGAUUCCACCGCGAGCUUUACGUACUACAACGAGGACGAGGAGGAACCCGCUGUCUACGAUGACGAUGGCCGGCCGCUGUACGACGAGGACGGCUCGGUCGCAUUGGAUAUCGACGAUAUCCCCUUUGGUCUGGAGACCCAGGCCGUGGACGAUGACAGCUCCAUGGCAGACCUUGACCAAGAAGACAGCAACGAGGACUUUGCUAUGCGCCGAAGGUCGUCCACCCACUCGCGGAGCUCUGUACACGCGAGGUUACUGCGAACCAACAGCGGUCGCUCCGAUACAAGUGCUGAGCUUUCUGGCCGCAUAAGCCAGAAGCUAUACAUGGUCAACGAGGAUCUUACGGUUGUCAUUGCCGGUUUCCGCACCAGCCGUAUAGGCUUUGCCAUCUACCUAUUCUUGUGUCUAGCCACUCUUGGCGCUGCCUAUCUACUUCUCCGGUGGCUUCCUCGUUGGCAUGUCAGGUUGAUAGGAGAGCCAUGCCCGCUUCACAGGUGCGAUUGGGUUGUCCUCGAAAACCAAUGGGGCGAGUUCUCGAUACUCCCGGUGUCCGCCCGUCCCUACGACCGCCCGCUGUCCACCGUCUUCGGAGCACCUGAGAAGCUAUUUGCGCAAAUGUUCGAUGACGACGCAGAUCCGCUGUUCUCGGAACUUCGCGUGUUGAAUUACCGUUAUGUGCGCCUGUUCUUCCACCCUCUGAAAGACAAGUUCGUCAUCUGCAGUGGGUGGCAGGACCCCAGCUGGACCCAUGUUCGGGCCCUUCGCGCUGGAAUAGACGGAGAAGAGAAGGAGCAGCGCGAGUAUGUAUUUGGAUCAAACAUGAUCGAUAUCGAGCAGAAGUCUAUACCGCAACUCCUUGUCGACGAGGUGUUCCAUCCCUUUUAUGUUUUCCAGAUCGCCAGCUUGAUCCUCUGGUCCCUCGAUGAGUACUAUUACUAUGCUGUCUGCAUCUUUGUCAUGUCUGCAGGUAGUAUCAUAGCUACGCUUGUCGAGACCCGCUCGACGAUGAAGCGGCUUCGCGAGAUCUCCCGCUUCGAAUGCGACGUGCGAGUACUUCGAAACGGAUUCUGGGCGAAUGUUUGUUCAAGCGACUUGGUCCCCGGAGAUGUCUACGAGGUCAGCGAUCCAAGUCUGUCACAGUUUCCAAGUGACAGUCUCCUGUUGAGUGGCGAUUGCAUCGUCAACGAGAGCAUGCUCACAGGCGAGUCGGUGCCUGUAUCCAAGAUACCUGCUACAGAUGAGACUCUGAGCUCCAUGGGCUUAGGUGCUGCCACAGUCUCUCCCGAAACCGCCCGCCACUUUCUGUUCUGCGGCACUAAGAUCAUCCGAGCAAGGCGACCCCAGGAUGGCGGAGAAGAUGAAGGUGUUGCGUUAGCCAUGGUCGUAAGGACUGGCUUUAACACAACAAAGGGCUCACUCGUUCGCUCCAUGUUGUUCCCAAAGCCGUCUGGUUUUAAGUUCUACCGCGACUCCUUCCGCUACAUAGCGGUCAUGGGAUGCGUAGCUCUCCUCGGCUUCGUUGUAUCGUUUGUCAACUUCAUCCGCCUUGGACUGGCGUGGCACUUGAUUGUAGUCCGAGCCCUAGAUCUGAUCACAAUCGUCGUGCCCCCGGCUUUGCCAGCUACUCUGACGAUCGGUACGAAUUUUGCACUGAGCCGGCUCAAAAAGAAGCAGAUCUUCUGCAUCAGUCCCCAGAGGGUCAACGUUGGAGGGAAGCUCGACGUCAUGUGCUUUGACAAAACAGGUACCCUGACGGAGGAAGGUCUCGAUGUCCUGGGCCUACGGCUUGUUUCUCGAUCCACCAAGAAAUUUGAUGAGAUGGUGUCGAAGGCAUCCUCGCUUGUACGCCCAACGGACUACGAGACCACCCCGCAGAACCUUCACGACAGCAGCCGGGCGGCCUUAUUUACGAUGGCCACCUGCCACUCACUUCGAUCCGUGGACGACGAGCUUGUUGGUGAUCCUCUCGAUCUCAAAAUGUUUGAGUUUACUGGAUGGUCCUUCGAAGAAGGCCAUGGUGGUGGUGGUGAACAGGAGGACGAGGAGCAGGGUGGAUUGUCUCCCUCGGUUGCACGCCCGCCACCCUUGCCUCUCUACGAUACCAAUGAGUUUGGAUCUGCUCAGGGGAGAAACGUACAGGUUGAACUGGGUGUUUUGAAAUCCUUCGAGUUUGUUUCACAGCUCCGCCGUGCCAGCGUCAUUGUACGAGCGUUUGGGCAGCAGAGUGUGGAUAUAUAUGUGAAGGGGGCACCAGAGUGCAUGAGAGAGAUCUGUCGUGCGGAGUCAUUCCCGUCGGACUACGAGGAGCUACUCUCCUACUAUACGCACAAGGGGUAUCGAGUCAUUGCCUGCGCAACAAAGCAUCUUAAGAAGCUGUCUUGGGUCAAGACCCAAAAGAUGAAGCGACAAGAUGUUGAGUCAGACCUCGACUUCGUGGGCUUUAUCAUAUUUGAGAACAAGCUGAAGCCUACUACUGCUGCGGUCUUGAAGGAACUGACACAGUCCAAUAUCGGCUCGAUCAUGGUAACAGGAGACAAUAUUCUCACUGCCAUUAGCGUGUCCAGAAACUGUGGCCUCAUUCAAAAGAGUGCACCCUGCUUCGUUCCCCAUUUUGCAGAAGGGAACUUCCAGGACCCGAAUGCUGACCUUCGAUGGGAGAGCAUUGACGACAACAACCUGAAGCUGGACAGCCGUACUCUACUACCCCUGCCUAUCCCAGCUGAUCGGGACAUUUCUCUGCCAUACGACAUUACAAAUCUGUCAAACUACUCUCUCGCUGUCAGUGGAGAUGUGUUCCGCUGGGUCAUCGACUACGCUCCCACAGAUGUCCUUCACAGGAUGCUCAUUCGUGGCAAGAUUUUUGCCCGGAUGUCACCAGACGAGAAGCACGAGCUCGUAGAGAAACUACAGAGCAUUGACUACUGUGUGGGCUUCUGCGGAGAUGGCGCCAACGACUGUGGUGCGCUGAAAGCAGCAGAUGUGGGCAUAUCUCUUUCGGAAGCUGAGGCCUCCGUGGCAGCGCCUUUCACUUCAAGAGUCUUCGACAUCCGCUGUGUGCCAGAUGUCAUUCGCGAGGGUAGAGCGGCUCUGGUCACCAGCUUCAGCUGCUUCAAGUUCAUGAGUCUCUACUCGGCUAUCCAGUUCACCUCGGUCAGCUUCCUCUACGCGUCGGCGUCCAACCUCGGCGACUUCCAGUUCCUGUUCAUCGAUGUGCUCCUCAUUCUGCCCAUCGCCAUCUUCAUGGGCUGGUCCGGGCCCUUCCCCGUCCUCAGCCGGAAGCGGCCGACGGCCGACCUGGUCUCGCGGAAGGUCCUGACGCCGCUCCUGGGCCAGAUCAUCAUCUGCAUCCUCAUCCAGGCGGCCGCCUGGCUGCUCGUCCGCGAGCAGGACUGGUACAUCCCGCCGCACGUCAACCCGGACAAGUCCAAUAUCAAAAACUCCGAGAACACGGCCCUGUUCCUAGUCUCGUGCUUCGAAUACACGCUGAUCGGCGUCGUGCUGAGCGCCGGCCGCCCCUUCCGCCAGCCCAUGGUCCAGAACUGGCCCUUCAUGGCCACCAUCGUCGGCGCCAUCGCCAUCACCGGCUACAUGGUGCUCGGCCCCGCCCGCGGCGUCAAGCACCUCAUGCAGCUGACCAGCAUCUCGGCCUCGUUCAAGGUCACCCUGCUCGCCCUCGGCGUCGCCUACCUGAUCCUGGCCUGGACCGCCGAGAACUACCUGCUGCAGAAGGUCGCCCGCCUCGUCGGCGCCGCCAAGCUCGCCGUCACCAAGACCCCCAAGAGGAGGAAGGAGUACAAGGUCAUUGCGGAGCGCAUGCGGAUCUAG